Messenger RNA from Nannospalax galili (Upper Galilee mountains blind mole rat), 1730 nucleotides. RefSeq names its product ADP ribosylation factor like GTPase 6 interacting protein 1 (gene Arl6ip1). Bases 108 to 719 code for a protein of 203 amino acids. The transcript has 6 exons. The record is from RefSeq and is a predicted model, not a curated record. NCBI's taxonomy places the organism in Eukaryota, Metazoa, Chordata, Mammalia, Rodentia, Spalacidae.
AGCUGGCAUAUAUAAGCGGCCUGCGGGGCGUUCCCUCGCGCUACGGUUACCUUGCUGGUGUGUGGGGAGGGAGGCUGUUCGCUCGUUGAGACCGCGCGUCGGGGACGAUGGCGGAGGGGGAUAACCACAGCAGCAGUCUGCUGGCAGUGGAGACCGCAGGUCUGGAAGAGCAGCUGCAAGGCUGGGGAGAAGUGAUGCUGAUGGUGGAUAAAGUCCUACGGUGGGAAAGAGCCUGGUUUCCACCCGCCAUCAUGGGUGUGGUUUCCCUGCUGUUCCUGAUUAUCUAUUAUCUUGAUCCAUCUGUGCUGUCUGGUGUUUCCUGUUUUGUGAUGUUUUUAUGCCUGGCUGACUACCUUGUCCCCAUUCUAGCACCUCGGGUUUUUGGCUCCAAUAAAUGGACCACUGAACAACAGCAAAGAUUUCAUGAAAUUUGCAGCAAUCUAGUAAAAACUCGACGCAGAGCUGUGGGCUGGUGGAAACGCCUCUUUACACUAAAGGAAGAAAAGCCUAAAAUGUACUUCAUGACCAUGAUCAUUUCCCUUGCUGCGGUUGCCUGGGUGGGCCAGCAAGUCCACAACCUGCUUCUCACCUACCUGAUCGUGACUUUUGUGCUGUUGCUUCCUGGACUAAACCAACAUGGAAUCAUUUCAAAGUACAUCGGAAUGGCCAAAAGGGAGAUCAACAAGCUUCUCAAGCAAAAGGAAAAGAAAAACGAGUAAUGCGCCGGCUCUGAGUGGCUGUGGGUGUGCACCCCGUGGGAACAGCACCUGUUCUGCUCUGUGGUACUGAAAUGUUACACAAGUAGCUCUUUGCUCCCCCACUCUGCUCUUGUUAAUACCCAUUCACACUUGCCAAGGCAGGCUUUGUGUGCUGUCUUAGUGUCAGGUGUAGCUGGGUAAUGCUCAGCAGUUGCCCUUAAACAAACAGCUCCUUGGGCAAGUAUGACUUGUUUUGAUUUUUCUCGCCCAGGGCUGACAAAAUUUUUACUUUUUACAACUUCCUUUAAAAUACCUUAGUGAUGAACUUACUCUUUUGUAUAGUGAACAGUGACUGGAUAAUUGUUGGUGUUUGCUUUAGCUAGAGUCAAGGAUAGUGGUCUGUGGCUACAGGAAGCUGGUUCUACUGUCUGCUUCCACAGUCUGCUUAAAAAACUGUCUGGCUUCAUGAAUACUGAGAUCAAGUUUACCACUUUUGCUGAAGAGACCACUUAAGAUUCAUUCCUGUUUUCUGACUGGGAGAAUGCCCAUGGAAUAGGGUGACAGUAAUUCCUCACACUAGUGUGUAUGUAGGUUCCUCGCUUGUGUAAAAUGUAGCAAUUUUUAGGAAGCCAAUGUCCGUUGUCCACAUGAGGAGUCUGACAGUCUUAGGCUAAGCCCUGAGUCCCUCUGCACUACAAGUUAGUAUGUCCUUAAAGGCGUUUGAACAACAAACUUCAGAAGAUUGUGUUUGGGAAUUCCAGCAUACUCAUCGGAUUUUUAGCUGACUUCAAGUGUUUGUGACCUUUACUCCAAGACCAGAGUAGAGGUCUUCCUUCCCCCCUCAGUGGAAAAUAAGAUAGUCCAUUAAUUUUUAAGACCCGAAAGAAAGCCUUUAAAAAUAGUCCUUGCUGGGCGCAGUGGCGCACGCCUUUAGUCCCAGCAUUUGGGAGGCAGAGGCAGGCAGAUCUCUGUGAGUUUAAGGCCAGUCUGGUCUACACAGUGAGUUCUAGGACAGCUGGGGCUACAGAGAGA